Messenger RNA from Plutella xylostella (diamondback moth), 1926 nucleotides. RefSeq lists its product as uncharacterized. Gene Ontology annotation, biological process: cilium movement. Gene Ontology annotation, cellular component: microtubule cytoskeleton. The record is from RefSeq and is a predicted model, not a curated record. Gene Ontology annotation, molecular function: microtubule binding. NCBI's taxonomy places the organism in Eukaryota, Metazoa, Arthropoda, Insecta, Lepidoptera, Plutellidae.
AGCUCAUUGUAGCGCGCAAUCCUUGCCAUAGAAUGAUGUUACGCAACCUCUAUGCCCGUAUAGUUUGAAAACAUGUCAUUUUAGCAUUCAUGCCACACGUCAUUUCGAAAGCAACACAAAUUACUAUUUUGCAUGUGUUUUGCAUAUUGCAUUAGCUACAUCUAAGGAACUUCUGUAUAUCAUACCAUCUAACUAAACGCUUAGAUAAGUAUACGUAACCAUGAGCCAUUCUAUGAGCAGUGCGCGGAACAUCCAGCUGGUGUUCGAGACGUACCAGAAGGCGCGGCUGGUGUUCGCGCAGUCCAUGGCCGAGCUGGCCACGAGGUCCACCAACACCAAGUGUCUGCAGAACGCCGGUGCCUUGGAGCUGCUAUCGCCCCUGCUGUCGGACACAUGCGCGCAGGUGCGUCAGUGCGCGGCGGUGGCGGCGGCGCGGCUGGCGGAGCACGACGAGGCCGCCGCCAGGACGCUGCUGGACGCCGGCGUCGUGGCGCAGAUCUUGCAGCAGAUCAAUAAGUAUAAUGUUUACUACAAAAGAUCUGCGUUAUAUUUAUUGAGAGCUGUUGCAAGACAUAACGAGGAGUUAGCGUCAAGUGUGGUGCGCCUGGGUGGGCUGGAACAAAUCGUCGCAUGCCUCGAAGACUUUGAUACACAGGUGAAGGAGAACGCGGCGUGGGCGCUGGGCGUCGUGGGCAAGCAGUCGGCGGCGCUGGCAGCGGCGGCGGCGGACGCGGGCGCGCUGCCGCUGCUGCUGCUCGCGCUGCAGGAGCCAGAGAUCUCGCUCAAACAGAUAGCAGUGGGUGCGCUGGCGGACUUGUCCCAACACAUCCCCGAGGCGGUGGCGGACGCGGGCGCCAUCCUCCACAUCGUCCGCACACUCGAAAACCAAGACCCCAAGUUGAAGCGCAGUGUGCUAUGCGCGCUGUCGACACUGUCGUCGGCGCGGCCGGAGCUGGCGGAGGCGGCGGCGGCGGGCGGCGCGCUGCCCCCCGCGCUGCUGCACCUGGGCCACGCCGCCGCGCCCGUGCGCCGCGCCGCCGCCUGCUUCGUGCGGGAUCUCGUCAAGCAUUCUGUCGAUCUGGCGCAGUUGGUGGUGAACUCGGGGGGCUGCGGCCCGCUGGUGGAGCUACUGGCCGCGGGGGGUGCGGCGGGGUGUGCGGGGGGCGCGGCGGUGCCGGCCGCCAUGGCGCUCGGCUUCAUCGCCGGACAGUCCGACCAGCUCGCCAUGGCUGUCAUCGAGGCAAAGGCGGUGCCAGGUCUAGCGAGCAUGCUGCAGGGCGCCGACAGCGAGGAGGCGGCGCUGGCGGCGGCGUGGGCGCUGGGCCACGUGGGCAAGCACUCCCCGCAGCACAGCCUCGCCGUGGCCGUGGCGAAUGUCUUCCCCGCGCUUAUGCAGCUUUACACUGACCCAAAAUCAUCAGCUGAGGUGAAAGGGCGAGCUUGUUGUGCCUUGAAGCAGGUGCUGCAGUGCUGCCUGCACCGCCCCGCCCUGGAGCCCAUGCUGCACGCCGCGCCGCCCAGCAUACUCAAAUAUGUGCUGGCACAGUAUGCCAAAAUACUGCCUAACGAUGCCCAAGCUCGUAGACUAUUUGUUUCCACGGGAGCCUUGAAAAAAGUACAGGAAAUCGAAACCUCACCUGGAACAUCUUUGAUGGAGUAUAAAAAUAUAAUCAACAGCUGUUUCCCGGAAGAAAUAGUUAGGUAUUAUACUCCAGGAUAUUCGGAUGCGUUGCUGGACAGAGUCGAAGCGUAUACCCCUCAGAUUCCUGAACUAUUUACCGACAAAGUGCCCAGUGACUGCCAAAGUGAAAUAACUAUAGAAAAUGGUCAAAAAUAAAAAUGCUUUUCUAUUUCUCCAUGUAUUAUAAUUUAUUGUAAAAUACAAUCUAAAUUGUUUGUUCAUACAAUAAAUUGUUACUACCUUUC